AUGCAUCAGAGAGCAGACGGAAGACGCAAGAAGACGUCUUCUGUGCUCGAAGGCGACGAACUAGCAGACCGGAUCUUUGAAUUAACUUUGAAGGACGCACUCACGGAUGAACCUACCGCAGAGUCUGCACUGCCGCCACCACCCCCACCACCGGCCCGGCACCCAUCUUCAACAGUGCCCCCCUCCCAGCCUACAGUGUCCCCCCUUCCACCCAUUCCACCCCCGCUCACUUCCCUACCUGGGCUCUGGAUUGUCGAUUACGAGAUCCGAGACCGUUUCUUGAGCACUUCGCGUGUAAAAGAUGAGGGUAUUGUGGCCCCCCAAGACAGCAAAGCUGCUGCGGCUGCCUGCACUACACUGUGCGAGGAGCUGGCUUGGUUUCAGGAAACCUGCGCCAAGCUAGAGAAGUUGACAUUGCGCGACCAAUCAACGAUCAUUUUGCACGAUGCAAUGUUAGAACGGCUCACCUCGAACAUUUCAGACGUGCAAGAAUGGAUUGAAAAGGUGAAGGGCCCUGCAGCACCGCUAGAUGCGAUCACCACAAGUCGCUAUUUCGACCACCCGCUGCAGCACGGAGAUCCCCUUCUGCUCUUGGCGGUGUUCAUAGUACUGAUCCUGAAGCUGCUCGGUCAGGUGCCGCGAACGACUUGUAACUUCGCAUUGCAGAUGUUGAAGGUUUUGCUGGACACUGCGCUGCACCAAGGCACACGGUCAUUAUCCUACCGUGAGGAGCAGAUUUUAGAUCAUUUCCCCCGUGACAUUUGUGGCGUGCGGAAAGCCUUCGAUUUGGAGGCUGUUGUCAUAGUUUACACAACUUGUCCGUCAUGCUGCUGCACAUAUGCGCCUUCAUAUCAAGACGAUAUACCUGUUUAUCCGAGUUAUUGUCAGCAUCGCAGCGGCCCACGCAGCAAACCUUGCAACUCACGAUUGAUGACUACUCGUGUUCUGGACAGCGAAAGUGUUCGCUCUCCUAUACGCCCUUUCAUCGUUCAAGACUUCCAUACAUUUGGGAAGGCAAUACAAGAUCGCUACAAUCUACGCGACAUCACCGAUGGAUCCGCCGUCGCCGACAUGCAGGGACCGGACGGAAAACCCUUCGCCGAUGCAGCUGAGAGCGAGUUAUGCUUACUUUGGGCCCUUUCGGUGGACUGGUUCAACCCAUAUCUCAACAAAAUCGCAGGGUUGUCGAUUUCGACGGGGUCGAUGGCUAUGUCGUGUUUAUACCUUCCGCCGAGCAUGCGAUACAAAACCGAUAAUCUAUAUCUCGCGGGCAUUAUUCCCGGACCCAAGGAGCCCAAGCUCGAGCGCACUAAUCACUUCCUCCGCCCGCUGGUCGACCAACUGUUAGUCUCCUGGGAGCGCGGCAUUUGGUACAACAGAACUUACGACUAUCCUCGCGGUCGCCGUGUACGCUCAGCGCUCGCCCUCAUCAUCACUGACUUGCCAGGAUCUCGUAAGGUUGGCAGAUUAGCCAGCCAUAGCGCAGGGUGCUUUUGCUCGCAGUGCCAUUUGAAGAAGCAGAGUAUCAAUAACAUUGACAUGACGACUUGGAAGAUGAAAACGGCUGAAGAGAUCUUGGAAGCCGCUGUCCACUGGCGCGACGCUGACACGCAGGAAGAGCGAAAACACAUUUUUAAGGAGUUUGGCGUUCGAUGGUCUGAACUUAAUCACCUACCGUAUUGGGAUCCCGUUCGGCGCAUAGUCAUCGACAGGAUGCAUAACAUCUUUCUCGGAGUAAUCCAGUUCCACAGCAGAAAAGUGAUUGGAAUGGACGUACCUAUAGGGGACCGUGAGGAUGCUGGAAACUUGUGCAAAAUCAAGGAGAACGACUUGAUCAGCCUUCGACGCCUCCUGCUGAAGGACCCCGAGCCUCGCUUGUUGUUGUGCUUCAAUAAAGUCACCCUGGGACACAUGUGCGGGGAGCUCGGCUUCCGGUUACCUCGCCCUGUUCACGAGAUGAAAAAAUCGGUGCUCGCCGAUGUGUUGACGCAUGCGACCAUUGCUGUUUGGAUUUGCCCUUCCGCUUCUGCUACAGACCGCGCCCCACUGACAAGCACCCCCGAUACUGCAGAGCUUGCACCUCAGACUCUGAUCGGAGAAGCGUACACAGCAGAAUGUGCAGCUGAACAUGCAGCCACAGCGAAGCUUGCAGACAGACAGGAUGAAGUGGACAGCUUGUCAAUACGGGCUUUUCGCAAACGAGAUCUCAAACACGUACAGGCUGACAUUGCCGAGACAUCCUGCCCCAUUUAUUCCAUUGGACCACCUGCGAACAUGGGUAUGAAAGGCCAAGGCAAGCUCAAAGCCGAUCACUGGAAAGCUGCAAUAGAAUUCAAAUUACCUGUCUCGCUCAUGAAGCAUUGGCACCGCGAACGACUGGACAACUUAUCAGACGAGUCUAAGCACCGUCAUGAUCUCGCUCACUGCACGAUGCGGCUGGCCUGUGCAGUUCGUCAAGCCACUUCAUAUCGGACUACAGAAAAUCAUCGCACCAGAUAUACAAUCCAUAUGCACGCUUACCUCUCCGACAUCCUGGAGCUCAAGCCCAGGCUCACCCUGGUGCCCAAUCACCACAAUGCACUUCACCUCGGUGACUUCCUCAUGCACUUCGGUCCAGUCCAUGGCUGGUGGAUGUUCCCCUUCGAGCGCCUCAUCGGAGUGUUGCAGCAAGUGAAUACAAACUACAAGCAGGGGCAAUUCGAGAAGACUAUGCUUGAAUCUUUCUGCGCCGCGGCCAAUGUCAAGGCAUUUCUGAAGCAGGAUGACUGCCCGAAAGUUCUGAAGGACUGCGCACCCAUCGUCCAGUCAUGCUUCGGAGGCGAUCAGCGAGGCACAUUGAUGACGGACAUCCGUACCUUGGGCGAACAAAUUCUUGACGGCCCUUCGCCAGACACCGGUGCAACUGUUGACUGGACUAAUGUCCGCCGAUUGGAACACGAAUUUUACGAUGUCCUCGCAGCCCGAUCAGCAGAACUGAACAUUCUGGUCCCAGGCUGGUGA
Molecule: messenger RNA, 3000 nt
Organism: Sparassis crispa
Lineage: Eukaryota; Fungi; Basidiomycota; Agaricomycetes; Polyporales; Sparassidaceae
Exons: 6
Coding region: 1-3000 (999 amino acids)
Source: RefSeq, a predicted model, not a curated record